AUGUCUUCGCUCCUGCCUGUCAACGACUACCAGAUCAAUGACUCGCAAAAGCACCUUCGCGCCUCUUUGGUAAUAUGCUUAGCCGUUUCCGCUGUCUUUGUCCUUCUCAGAGUCCUGGCCAGGCUGCACAUUCAGCGCCAGUUCGCCGUGGAUGACUAUCUCUUGGUGCUCGCACUAUGCUUAAUGUCUGUCAUCACUGGCUUUAUGGUUCAUGGCAUUGAGACGGGAGGUUUCGGUCGGCCGACGGACGAGCUCCCCACCGAAGUCGUCCUGCGUGGCAUCAAAUUUCUCAUACUCUCUCAAACCUGUUAUAUCCUGACCCUGCUCACCACGGGCCUGAGCAUCGCACUCCUCCAGUUGCGCAUCACGGGCAGAGCGCAUACCAUUUUCAACCGCCUUCAUUAUGUAUCCAUCGGUGCGAACGUCAUUAUGGCCACUUAUGAGUUCUUCACAUUACUCUUUCAGUGCUAUCCGGUUUACAAAGCCUGGACUCCUACAAUGGCCGAAGGGACCUGUGCCGACAGACGCGGAAUCACCACUAGUAUUUACGUCUACUCAGCAGUGAAUAUUCUGCUGUUCUGGUACUACGCGUUUGCUCCUGCACCCUUGAUCUGGAAGCUCCAAAUCAAGCCGGCUGUUAAGUUGUCUUCUAUCUUCGUCUUGGGGGUCGGUGUUCUGGCAAGCAUUGCGACCAUCAUCCGGAUGAGAUAUCUCGUCGGUUUCUCCAAAUCCACCAACACGCUACAGGUCUUCGCUCCCAUUGCAUUGUUGUGCUGGAUUGAGCUAUGCCUGGCCAUCUGUGCAGCCUCGAUAUCUUCGUUCCGUCCGCUCCUACGCCUCAUCCCGUGGUGCGGGACGCACGUAGAAGACAGUGCGCCCCACCGAGUCGACCCCGCGGCCAAUGGAAAGAAGAAGUUACGGCGUGGCUACACUUUCCAAUUGUCGGAGAUCGAUUCAAUGAGCAUAAAGGAACAAGGGCUUCCCAUCACCAAGCCGUGUGAUGCUUGCACCAUAAGCACUUCUGCAGUGGCCACACCAGCCACGCUGGACGACAGCGGCAGAUUAAGCUACUUCGCGAGCAUGUCGGAGCCAGUUGCGGAUCGCGAGCAUGAAUGGCGACUACCGGAUCUGGAGAGGGGGUCUUAG
Molecule: messenger RNA, 1146 nt
Organism: Diplodia corticola
Lineage: Eukaryota; Fungi; Ascomycota; Dothideomycetes; Botryosphaeriales; Botryosphaeriaceae
Product: integral membrane family protein
Exons: 6
Coding region: 1-1146 (381 amino acids)
Source: RefSeq, a predicted model, not a curated record